AUGCCCAAGCCCGGCGCCGACGGCAGCUGUCACGCGUACGCUGUCCAGCAGAACGACUCGGGCGUCGUCAUCGCCGAGGCCAACAGCCUCACGGUCGCCAAGCUGAUGGAGUUCAAACAGCAGACCUGGGGCUGGAACGGCUGCAAGGUGCUCUGGAUCGGGACUAGUAUCUGCCUGAGCACGGGAAGUCCUCCGAUGCCAGGACCCGUCGAGAAUGCCAUGUGCGGUUCUACAGUUCCCGGCACUCAGAAACCGACGGGCAACACUAACCUCGCAGAUCUUACUCUUGUCCGCUCAAGACCAGCUGCAACAACUGAGGCCGAUGCGGAACGACGGAGGACUCUUGUGUGGCGUCCAAGUCCGAGACUGGCGCCCCUGGAACAGCUGCUCCCGGCAGUCAUGGUUUACUGCAAACAAGGCAUCUCCAACUGUGGCAUGCACAUCGUCAAGGGCUCGCCCCCCGCAAGCACCAUCCGCGUCGCCUACUUCAGUGCCUGGAACCACAAUCGGCCGUGCCUGUGGAUGAACGUGGACCAGAUCGACACGUCCCGGUACACGCGCAUCCAUUUCGUCUUCGCCGACCUCACCCCGGACUUCCGCGUCGUCGUGAGCAAGGUGCAGGACCAGUUCGACCGGUUCAAGGCCGUGAGGGGCGUCAAGCAGAUCAUCUCGUUUGGUGGAUGGGACUUUAGCACGAAGCCCGCCACCUACCAGAUCCUCCGCAACGCCGUCAGAUACGAGAACCGUCAGAGGUUCAAGCAAAACGUCGUUGAGUUUGUCAACUCCCACGGUCUGGACGGCGUGGACCUCGACUGGGAGUACCCUGGUGAACCCGAUAUCCCUGGAAUCACCGCCGGCAACCCUAAAGAAGGCCUCGACUACUUCACGUUCCUCUUCGAGACGAGACGAACACUGGACUCCUCCAAGUCGGUGUCGUUUGCCGCGCCGGCGUCGUACUGGUACCUCAAGGCCUUCCCCAUCGAGAUUAUGGGCGCCUGGCUGGACUACAUCAUCCACAUGACGUACGACUUGCACGGUCAGUGGGACUACGGCAACAAGUGGACGUCGUCCGGCUACCCGGGCGGCGACUGCCUGCGGUCGCACAUCAACAUGACCGAGACGGUCAACGCCCUCUCGAUGAUUACCAAGGCCGGCGUGCCCUCCAACAAGGUCGUCGUCGGGGUCACCAGCUACGGCCGCUCGUUCCGCAUGACCGACCCCGGAUGUACGGGCCCGUCCUGCACUUUUGCCGGCACGUCGGCCGAGUCGCCGGCCCGAAAAGGACACUGCACCGACACCGCCGGGUACAUCUCAAACGCCAAGAUCAACGAGAUCAUCGCGGCCGGCGGCAACGUUAGGACUUACAUGGAGGCCGGGUCGGACAUAUUCAUUUACGACGACUACGAGUGGGUCGCCCACAUGGACGACGUCACCAAACUCGGCCGCGAGAACGCGUACAAGGCGUUCAACUUCGCCGGCACGACAGACUGGGCGGUCGACCUCCAGCGGUUCCUCUACGACGAGUCGUCCGACAGCCAGUUCCCCCCGAGCAUCGAGACGCUCCCCUGCAACCGGGAGUACAAGUCCCUCGACGCCAUCGUCGCCGACAAGGACAGAACCCCCUCGUACUGCGCUGACCAGUACACCCUCACCGUGCUCGAGCGGACGCUCGGCGGGGCGCUCGACGAGUACGACAGCAUCAUGAGAACGGACUACGACAGCAAGUACAACUCCUUUGCCCGCGCCAUCAAGCAGACGUGGGACGCCAACCUGGUCGAGUUCUAUCAGCUCCACACAGACGAGUACUACAGCUGCCUCAUGCAGCGCUUCGACAACGGCAACUGGCGCAACGAGUCCAUCGCCUGCCCGCCCAAGCACAGCUCGGGCUACGCCUUCAGCAUCUACCUGAUCCCCAAGGACGAGGAUCGGCUGUACGCCUUCAUCGAGGACAAGUACCACAUCGCCCGCGAGUGGAUCGCCGGCUCCAUCGUGCAGUUCGCCCCCUGCAUCCCGCCCCAGGAGUGCGACAAGUACGGCAAGCUCAUCGGCGCCCCCGCGCUGCGGCCGGGCUUCCAGAUACCGAACCCCAAGGACUCGAUCGAGGAGUCGCUCGGCAACCUCCGCGAGCUCGCGGGCUUCAUCUCGCUGACGGCGGCCGAGGUCGACGCCGGCCUGUUCCUCGAGCCGACGACGGCCGACGCCGUGGACGCGACGGCGAUGCCUGUGCUGAUGGUGCGGGCCGCCGUCGAGACGAUGAAGAGCAUCUACGAGAUGGGCGAGAAGAUCCAGCAGAAGGAGCGCGAGAAUAUCAUCCUGCUGGCUCUCACGGCGAUCCUCUUCAUCAUCCCGGGGCUGGGCCAGGCGGCGAGCGCCGUCACCGGCCUGGCCGCCUUCGCGCGCAUCGCUGUCGUCAUCGCCCAGCUCGGGGGCGCCGCCCUCGGCGCCUACGACAUCGCGCAGAACCCGGACAGCGCGUCGAUGGGCGUCUUCGGCAUCCUGCUCGGCGGCCUGGCUAUCCGCGGCGCCUUCAAGGGCUUCGUGUCGGAGGCGGCCACUGUCCGGCGGGGCAUGCCGGCGAGGCAGAUCGAAGGGCUGGGACCGGUGGUCAAGGAGGGCCCGGACAAGAUUGGAUUCGUCGUCACAUGA
Molecule: messenger RNA, 2646 nt
Organism: Colletotrichum destructivum
Lineage: Eukaryota; Fungi; Ascomycota; Sordariomycetes; Glomerellales; Glomerellaceae
Product: Putative glycoside hydrolase family 18, catalytic domain, glycosyl hydrolase family 18 (GH18) active
Exons: 5
Coding region: 1-2646 (881 amino acids)
Biological process (GO): carbohydrate metabolic process
Molecular function (GO): chitin binding; hydrolase activity, hydrolyzing O-glycosyl compounds
Source: RefSeq, a predicted model, not a curated record